AUGGCGUUCGUUUCCCGCGUUUUUCGUCGCGCGUCAACAUUUUACUGUCAAAAACGCUUCGAAACAACUGUGGCUAGUCUGACUAAGGACGAGAUCUUGAUCCUUUUACGACCACCGUUUACAAAUUGGAGCAAUGCCAUCCGGGAGGCGGAGAAAGUGGUCGGGUAUCCGACAUCUUUCAUGAAUUUAAGGUGUCUCCUGAGCGAUGAGUUUGCCAAUCUGGCGUUGUAUUUGCGAAAAUUGGUUGGCAGCAACCACCUAGUAAUGCAAACGGCCAAAAACGUUCUCUACGGCGACUCUAAAAACCUUCAGCCGUGGGGUCUCAUUAUCCUGCUCUUGUCGAAAUCGGUGAAGAUCAGAUCAACGCAGACGAAGAUGAUUGAGGAACAACAGAGGCAAUUGGCGGAGUUGACUGAAAUGAUGCGGACUGGUCAUCUUAUACAUAGAGGAAUCGUCAAUGUUCCCUUCGCGAAGAGAUCAAAGAACACAGAAUCCGCCAUAUUCGGCAACAAAAUAGCCAUCCUCCUCGGAGACUACCUCCUUGUUACAGCCAACGCGAUGCUGGCCGGUCUCAAGAACGCUGAUGUCUUAUACAUUGUAUCGACGGCAUUGAGAGACCUCUCUGAAGCGGAAUUCUUCGGCGAUAGGGACGAGCAGAACAUGCCUUUGCCGGGGAAACCGAAAAUCUGCAAGGACGAAAGCAUAACAUUUGACACGACGUCCAUAGAGGUCGACGACGUGCUCGGUAAGCCGAGGAAAGAGUGGACGGCGCGCACAGUUUUCAACGGCGUCAGUCUGCUAGGACGAGGCUGUCAAUCCGCCAUGAUACUGGGCAAGCAGAACCGAGAGACGCAGAGCAACGCUUAUAACUUCGGCUGUCAUGUUGGCUUAGCCUGGCAGGCUGCUACGGAACUACAGGUCUUACAGUCAGACAACAAGGACAGAUUUUGCUUAGCCAGUGCACCGGUUUUGUUCGCGUUAGAAGAAAACCCCGAGUUGUAUAAGAUCAUCGAUCAAGCGAAGAACGACGUGAAGGAUGUCGAUUACGAAGAUCUGAAAUUCAAUAUCUUGAAAACGGACGCCGUGGACAAGACUAAAAUGCUGUAUGACGACCAUUCGAAGAGGGCGACGGCGUAUAUACAGAAUAUUGCCAGAAACGACACGGUGGACAUGAUCAAGAAAUUAAUUAAUACGUUUUAA
Messenger RNA from Leptosia nina, 1200 nucleotides. NCBI's taxonomy places the organism in Eukaryota, Metazoa, Arthropoda, Insecta, Lepidoptera, Pieridae. The record is from the annotation of a GenBank genome assembly.